UCAUCCCCUACUUCAUUGUCCGCUUCCUGGAGCCAUUUUUCGCUCUAGCGAGAGGGAGUUUGCAUCGCAUUUUAAUCGCUUACAUCGGGUGUUUUAGGAUUUAGCAAUCUCACUCAUAUUACAGCUAUGCAUUCCUAAGACUGUGCGCUUUCAUCAUUUAUGAUUAUUUUAAAGCCACUCGCUCGGAUUUGAUCGAAAAAGAGCCUCUAAUCACAAGUGGGACAAAGGGAACCUGCGCUUCUGAGGAUCAUGAGAAAGGGGGGUUCCUCGGUCUCAGGACAAAUUAUGUUAACAGGGGUUGUUAGAGGCGAACAACACGGUGUUUUUAGUGCGGUUUCCGAUCGACGAUGUGGAGCUUAUUCCAAUGCAGCAGCCCGUAUACAGAUAAACACACCGCCGUCCACUAAUAAUGUCUGUGUGCCCGAGGCUUCUGCUGCUGACAGUUUGUACACAACUCCUCUACAAGGAGCGACACAUGGGACAGGACUGCGACCCACACUAGGACGACCACCGGCUAAAAGGAGGUUGGAGCUUGACAUCACAGACCACCAAUACAGCGAGCCAGCUAAAACCUUUCGGAGUCGCAAAGGAGCCCUUAAACUGAAGGUCCCCAAAGCUCCUAAAACCCCACCGGAAAAGACUCGAUACGACACAUCCUUAGGCUUUCUGACUAAAAAGUUCUGUCAGCUUCUGGCGCAAUCCUCCGAUGGAGUGCUGGAUCUCAAUAAAGCUGCCAUUGUGCUCAACGUCCAGAAGAGACGUCUGUAUGACAUCACCAACGUGCUGGAGGGAGUGCGCCUCAUCAAGAAAAAGUCUAAGAACAACAUACAAUGGCUCGGCUCCAGUCUUCCGUCAGAAGGUGGUCUUCCGUCUCCAGCGAUGCAGAGUCACAACCUGGCCAGAGAGAUGCUGGCGCUCACUCAGGAGGAGAGACGCCUGGAUGAGCUCAUUCAGACCUGCACACGAAACGUCCAGCAGAUGACCGAGGAGAUCCACAGUCAGAAAUAUGCCUAUGUGACCUAUCAGGACAUCCGAAGAAUAAAGAGCCUAAAAGACCAAACCGUCAUAGCGAUCAAAGCACCAUCUGAAACAAAGCUGGAAGUGCCUGACCCUAAGGAGAGUUUACAGGUCCACCUGAGUAGCUCCAAGGGUCCCAUUGAUGUUUUCCUCUGUACGGAUGGUGGCGACUCUGGGAGUCUGCUGCACAACGGCCUUGAUGUGAAUGGAAAUCACCCUGCGUUUCUCAAAGUCUCCCAAGAAACUGCUUCAGAUGGAAUGGCUGAUGGUGUGAAGAUGAACGGUAGCGUCAAUGGUUUUGGGUCCUUGGCUGGAAGUGCCCCCAUGUCACCACUCAGUUCCUCCUUGUCCUCCAUUCUCCAACAGCCAGAGGAGUCCAUCCCCUUCGUGCCGCUGUCUCCUGCUCUCCUCAAUGACGAAUACAUGCUGAGCUUGGGUGAUGAGCAGGGUAUAAGCGAUCUGUUCGACUCCUGCGACCUGGACACGCUAGCAUUGGAUGACCUGCUUAGGAUAUGAGCGAUCCCGGAAGCCAGCCGGACCUGAUUUCAAGUUAGUUGACCGGUGGUGCUUAGUUCCUGAAUGAAAUCUAGAUUGACAAGAUUGAUGGGCGUAAAUCUGGGGAUGAACUACAGACUGAAUUUCCUCGUCGCAUUUGACAUUCACAGUUUACGCAUGGAUCUUCUUUAGGUUUACUGCCUCAGGAUCCAAGGUUUCUCUUGUCUCUUACUGUACAGAUGGGUUUCUGUACCCUGAUAAUGUCAUUUUAAAGUUAUUUUUAGUGUGGUGGAUUGCAUGAAUUGUGUGAUUGGUCUGUAAAUGUCAUACUGGUUUUUGUGAUGGGCAGCCCCUGCGAAUAAUGCAGAAAGUUCACAAUUUCCUCAAAAAUAGAGUAUUUCUCUACUCUUAAUGGGCGUUUUUUUUUUUUUUUUUUUGAGUUAAUCUCUUGCUUGCUUUCAUUGGGAAAGUCAUCUCAGCAUUGUAGGCUAGCUUAAAAUCAAAGAAGAUCAGCGAGUUGUUCCCUUAUUGAAUGAUCCAAAGUGCAUUUGGUGCUUUAUCACUUAUUAUGCUAUAUGCCAGUGUACUGUAUCUCAGGGCACAGAUCAAGGAGUGGGUGCUUUGUGUGGUGAUCUAGUGAUGUCUGGGUAAAUGUAGAAUGAAAUCGGUUUUCCUGAACUACAGCGUCUUAUCAAUUUUGUUACCAAAUGAUUUGUUCAAAGAAAUGAACAUGUCUUGUCCUCCAUUUUUGGUGUGAUUCAUGUGUAAACAACAAUGUAAUGAUUCUGCAAGUUGUGCAGUUUUGGCUAAUUUUUAAACUCUAGAUGGGAAACUGAAUUUUGGAUAUUAUUACCCUAAUCCAGUCCCCCUUCAUGUUGAAUGUAUUUCAGUAUCUGAAUUGCACUGAAGACUUGAGUCUUAUGAAGCCAUCAUGGACAUCUGUGGCGUAACUCGCCACUUGAUUAUCUAACAUUUACUGUCCCACAGAGAAUUUUAGGUUUUUCAGUAGCAGCCGUUUUGUGUAGUGCACAUUAAUUUCCCAUCAUGUUUCUU
This is a messenger RNA of Rhinichthys klamathensis goyatoka, 2565 nucleotides long. RefSeq names its product E2F transcription factor 3 (gene e2f3). Gene Ontology annotation, cellular component: RNA polymerase II transcription regulator complex. The transcript has 7 exons. Lineage: Eukaryota; Metazoa; Chordata; Actinopteri; Cypriniformes; Leuciscidae. The record is from RefSeq and is a predicted model, not a curated record. Gene Ontology annotation, molecular function: RNA polymerase II cis-regulatory region sequence-specific DNA binding; protein dimerization activity; DNA-binding transcription factor activity, RNA polymerase II-specific. Gene Ontology annotation, biological process: regulation of transcription by RNA polymerase II. Bases 250 to 1533 code for a protein of 427 amino acids.